UUGUGACAGACGAGCUGGAGCAGACCUGGACCAGGACUGGUUCAGACCACACUAGAUAGGAAAAGCCUUCUGGCUUCCAGGGUGAGUUUUGCACUCUUGCCAUGGUCGGGGCUUGUUGUUCUGCUGCUACAGGACCAACUUUAAGGAUCGACAUGGAGUCGAGUUAACUCACAUCCCCCCGUGUGAAAACUAGUGAACCCUGGGCUUGUUGCUGCCGGACAGAGUCGGCGCAUGGAGAGCGACGAAAGUUUCGUUUUUGGCGCAGCGUGUUUUCUCUCCGUUUCCCCGCUACUGCGUGUCUGCCAGCAUCGCACAGCUUUAUCCGGGCGACCCAGCAGCUAAAGUAGCCCGAGUUGAGUGUCUGACCCACUUGUGUUUGUGAAGACUCCCCGCCAGAGGACACGCUCCUCUGCAGAGACAUGGUGGACAGCAAGCCCCUGCUCCAGGACAGACCCCCGGCGUACCAUGCCGUCCCGGGGGCGUACGAGUACGGCCCGCAGCAGCACGGCUACGGGGCCAUCCCGGCGGCCCCGCCGCCCUACCAGCACCCCGCCGGCCCAGGAUAUCCAUCAGCCCAAAUGGGCCCUGCUGUUUCCCAGCCCCAGGCCUACAGUGGGACUUAUGCCAUCAUCCAGCCCUCUGUAGUGGUGGUGGGAGGCUGCCCUGCUUGCAGAGUGGGUGUCCUGGAGGACGACUUCACCUGUCUGGGGAUCCUGUGUGCCAUCUUCUUCUUCCCCCUGGGAAUCCUCUUCUGCUUGGCGCUGCGUCAGAGACGGUGCCCCAACUGUGGCGCCACCUUCGGCUAGAGGGACCAAACAGCAGCUCUGUCAUGCGCUUUUACCCCCCACCCGUACACAGCCACAGCCACACACACAUAAUCCUGCGUUUUAUGUACAGCAAAUGUAUAACAAAUGAUCUAGAUAUUACUAUGAAUUAUGAUGCAAAUUUGAAAUCUAUUUUCAUGUAGAAGUUGAGGAUUUGUUUUGAACACGAGUGUCCAGCUGUUGUCAGUGCCUUCACUUCAUGCUGAAUGAUCUUCAGACUUCAUCAGUUGGGAUUUCUUCUGUAAAUUUAGCUCACUCACUCGCUCAAGGAUCCGAGGAGAGCCCUUUAUGCUUUGUGGAGUCAGAGUUAACUGAGGCACUUUUAGUCAUUUUUGCCUGAGGUUUUCUUUUUUUUUUUUUAUAAAUAUUUGCUAGCACAUCUAGCUUUUAGUUAAGAUUGUGUUUGGUAUUAUUGUACUCUGAGAUCACAUAACUGGUUUUUUUUUCUUUUUAAAAAGAGGCAGAACAUUUUUUCUUAUAGAUGUUCUUGUUCUCUUUUUUUUUUUUGGUCUUUUUUUCCCCUAAAAGAUAAUAUUGUGGAAAGGGGGAAAAAAACCCAUCUUGGACAUUAACUGAUUCAGCUGAGAAAGUGGAUUGUUCGACAAAGCGUUUUGUCUUUGUCGAUAUCAUGUUUUUGGGGCCAUAUUUGCACCGACCGUUUGUCUGAUGACUUUUCUGCUGGGUUGUGCUCUUCCAGGGCCACGCAGACCUCAGGUAUAUACAAUCUGAAAUGCCCUCGACUUUAUGACCUCACUGAUGGACUUUGGGAGGACUGUUGUGUUGAAGCACAGCCUCUUUAAUGUGUGGUCUUUCUAACGUCAAGGAAGCAUGCUGGGUCAAAGUUGAAAUCUCUUGAUAAUGUGUAAAAUAUUUCGAUUGUCAUCUUAGUACUCUACUCUGACAAGUCAACUUUCCCGAUUCCUCCCAACCAGACAAUCAACCGAAUGUCUUUGUCCUCAUGUCUGCAGUAGCUCCAUGUCUGUGUCUUCCACCUCAGCAGGAUGUUAUACAUCCGUCUAUGGCAGGAGAAAAGGAUUUAACGGGGUAGGAAGGAUUUAAUAGGAAAAAUAUCUAUAUCUUGCUUUAGAAACCACACUACGCACGCUCUUAUGAUUGAAGUUCUUACUUUUUAUAUAUAUAUAUAUGACUUACUGUAAUUAAAAUUGAUGCCACUUA
Cololabis saira (Pacific saury) is the source of this 2000-nucleotide messenger RNA. It is a transcript of the gene bri3, whose product is annotated as brain protein I3. NCBI's taxonomy places the organism in Eukaryota, Metazoa, Chordata, Actinopteri, Beloniformes, Belonidae. The transcript has 3 exons. The coding region runs from base 420 to 806 and encodes 128 amino acids. The record is from RefSeq and is a predicted model, not a curated record.